Messenger RNA from Thlaspi arvense, 252 nucleotides. The record is from the annotation of a GenBank genome assembly. NCBI's taxonomy places the organism in Eukaryota, Viridiplantae, Streptophyta, Magnoliopsida, Brassicales, Brassicaceae.
AUGGAUGUUGCAGAUCAGAGCAGAACCACAUUCCAUGAGCUUCAGAGGAAGAAAACUCACCGCUACGUCGUCUUCAAGAUCGAUGAGGCCAAGAAAGAAGUGGUGGUUGAGAAAACCGGAAACCCUGCAGGGAGGUACGACGAUUUCUUAGCUUCUCUCCCUGACAAUGAUUGCAGAUACGCUGUUUAUGACUUUGACUUUGUCACUUCUGAGAAUUGCCAAAAGAGCAAAAUCUUCUUCGUUGUUUGGUGA